Molecule: messenger RNA, 6094 nt
Organism: Magallana angulata
Lineage: Eukaryota; Metazoa; Mollusca; Bivalvia; Ostreida; Ostreidae
Exons: 2
Coding region: 286-5406 (1706 amino acids)
Source: RefSeq, a predicted model, not a curated record
AAUCACUCUGACCAACAGCCCCGCGCUGAGAGGACAUGGAGACGGUCUGCAGGAUCUGGAUCGACUGAACACUUUUUUCUUUUUCGGCUCCAGGAAAAGCCGACAUGGCGGAAUUACUGAUACCCGGAAUUUCUUCGGAUUAAUCCGGAUUGUAGCAGGACAUUGACUGCCAUGUAAAAGAGUCCAUUUCUGCAAACUUCUGUAUUUUUGUGAUCAUAUUUUCCCACUUUUUCUAAUAAUUUUUAUUUUUCAAACGACAAAAAGCGCUCAUUUUUUUCAACACAGAUGGCCAAGAAUUUUGGAGUUGAGUGUUUUCCAAGGAAUUACUGUGUUACUUUUACUUUGUGUGCUGUGAUUGUAGUGCUGGCUAUUUUAUGUAUACCUCAAUCCGUGCACGGCAACCAUGUGCCACAACCAGGCUCAAGAAACGCGAAUCCAACCAGAGGAAGAAAUAUAAGACCGGAAGUUCGAACGACGCCACAGCGCAGGCGUGGCUCUCCUCAGCAACAAGCACCAUCUCGUGCUGCAUCUAGUAGCAGGAGAUUUUCUGUGCAACAAAAUGCACGUGCUGCAACACAACAGAGAGCAUCUGCAUCUAGACGAACUAAUCAGCGAGGGGAGCCUAGCUCCCGGACAAGACAGGGUCAAAGAUCAAGAUCGUCAUCACGUGACAGUAGAAGAACACUCAAUGUACGCAACAUCAGCAACAGAGUGUCCUCUAGAGGGCGCCUGCGUCCCGGAAGUGAUACCAAUGGACGCGUUCGACCAAUGGAGAACGCGGAUGCAAAUAAACAGCUCAACAACCGAGGGAACCUUGACCUAUUCCCUUCGUCAAUCAAUCAAUUUAUCAAUAAACUAAAGGAAAGAAUUCCAAAUAUUGGACUCGGGCUCGGUGUUCAUAUUCAAGAUCCCGAGGGAAAUUCACAACGAUCAAGUUCGUCGACAUCAAGGUCAAGGUCGCGAAGUUCUUCUCGAUCCAGUUCCGGAUCAGUCAUGGACACCAUUAGUCAACUUGGAAGUUUAUUCAAUAGAAGACGCAACUCUCCCCCUUCCAAUCCAUCCCCUUCUUCAACAUCCUCACGAUCAAACUCUCAGUCUUCUAAUGAUAUUUCAGUGGGUUCAAAUGUCAGAGGUCAGGGAACAAUGGCAGACCAAUGGCAACCACCAUCACAGCCACCAAAUCGUCCAUCAUCACAAUUUUUGGCUUCCAACCAAUUACCACCAGAUAAUGUUGUCGUUCAAAAUGUGCAGGGUAACCCCGGUCUCUUUAACUCUGGUUUCCCGCAAGCACAACCAAAUUCAAUGAAUACUGUGAAUGUCAAUCCAAUUCCCCAACCAGUUGUACACCAACCACAGAUGGUGCCACAACCUUCAUUUGGGUUUCCGCAACAAAAUGUUGUCCAUCAACAGCCACCUACAUUUUCACUCCAACAGCAACAUCAGCAAAUUCAGCAUCAUCAGCAACACCAUCAUCAACAGUUACAGCAGCAACAACAACAUAUUCAACAAUUGCAACAGCUGCAUCAGCAACAGCAACUGGUAAACAAUCAAGUGAAUUCAUUCCGUUUAACGCCACCACAAGCACCAGUUCAAAGUAUGAUACCGCAACCGCAAAUCUCACCAAACGUUGUUGUGCAACAAGCUCCUCAACAAAUUCAAUCAUUCCUUGGUCAGCAGGUCAUUUCACCCUUUCAGCAAAAUCAACAACCAUUCCAACUUAAUGGUAAUCAAAAUAUGUUGAUGCAACAGCAAGCCAUUCAGUCCAGUGGAACUAUUGCUCAGCCGAUGCAGGUCCCUAUGACAAACACCAACACAUUCCAAUUGAUUGGAAAUCAGCAGAGUACGAAUGUCAAAAGACCUGUUUUACCGACACCGGCACCAGUAAUGACACAAGCUAUUCAAACUAACGGACAAACAAUUAUCAACGGCGCUGGAAGACCUUUCCAGUCACCACAGUCUGUAAUACAGAUGUCCUUCAAUCCUUCUCCGAGCCAAUCCCAGACAAUGAACGGGCAACAGAACCUUGGUUUAUCUGCAUCCCAAACACCAGGACAAUUUGUGAAUGCUCAAGGACAAAUAUUCAAUCUCCAACCGUCCAGUCAAAACACAUACCAGGUCAUCAACGGACAGCUGGUGCCUGUGCAGCAGUCUUUCCAAUUGUUUCCAACAGGUCAGACUGUUCCACCUGGAAGAUCACAACAGCAAGCAAUACCAAGCGGACAGGUUCAAAUGUCAGCGUUCGAAACAAACUUAGGAAAUGGAGUCCGAAGAGCCCAAAACCCACAGACACCGACAAGGGUUCCGUUUUCGUUUGGACUUUUUGCCAGCAAAUCAGGACCAAGCGCGAAAAUAUCAAACCUAACAUCCCAGGCCAAACAAUUAGUAGAACACAAUGCCCAGAUUGAGAUGCAGAAUCAAUUGCUUCAACAGUUAUUGAUUGAACAAGUUCUAAACAGUCAUGGUGUGAACACAACAAGUCUCCCUCCUACUGCUAAUCAGACUACCCCGUCCAACUCUUUCGCUAUUCCCAGCAAUACAAACAUACAACCAGCCGCUGUUGCAUUUAACUGGCGAGAGGGCACAGCUGUCAAUAAAUCAAACGAUGGAAUCAGGCGUGUGGUUCACGGUUCUCGGUCGCCGGGGGGAGUUAAAGUGAUCAGCCUUCGCGCCGCUAAUACCGUGAGCCCGUUCAAUAGGUCAGCCGUCGGGGUCACUCUCUCACCGUCAGUAAGCAGAACUGUCAAAAACUCGUCUCCGGCUGCUGUUAGGAUAGUCGCUAACAAAUCUUACGUCGUUAAACCAACGUAUGAUCCUGAAGUUUUGCCUCAGUAUAGAAAUUCCAAGAACGCCACUUUGCGAAGUAUGGAUAGAACCGAUAGGCUGAACACGACUGAUAUUCCUGAGGAGAUUGAAAUUAACGGAAUGUCUCUAGAUAGCCCUGCUGAUCGAAACGGAGUUGGUACUCCUCAUCCACUGGACAGUUAUGUACACGGUGUACACGGUCACAAUAACAUGGGAACUCGUCCAGUCACACCUGCAACAGCUUUCGGAAUGGGAUAUGGAACCCGAAAGAACGAAUCAUUGCAUAAAAUGGACAGGACAGAUCGUCUUAACACUACGGACAUUCCAGAGGAAAUAGAAGUGAAUGGACAAUCAUUGGACAGUCCCGCCGACAGAAACGGAAUGAAUAUUCACCAUCCUUUGGAUUAUUUGGUCCACGGUGUCUCUGCAAGUGGAGGAGCCGCCCAACACAAUGUUCAGGCAAGCUACAAUAGACCAGCACCACCGCCAGAGGAACCUGAGGAAAUGUUCUUUACUGCUUCUCAGCCCGGAUACAUUGACACAACGAUCGGACUUGGAACAAACGUGAUGGACAUGAAGCACUUCCGGGAUCCGUCUUUAUUUGACGCUGUGUCUCACCAAGCUUACGAAUUAAUGCACCACCUGCAGUUUUCGCUUUCAAGAAUUCCCUCUAAUGUACUUCAUGGAAUUCAGUACUGGAUGCCGAACAUUCCUUAUGACGUGUUUAUGUCCAUCAAGAACUCUGCGCCUAGGUUUUACCAAGGUUUCCAUGAUUCGGUAGGUAAUAUUCCUAUGUCAGUUGCGCAAGGUAUCAUUAACCUUGUAGACAUGAUUCGACAUUCGUCUGCCAAAACGACGAAACCCGUGAAAACCGUGGCGUCCAAAAUUGCUAAAGUCCUACAUGAUUCUUUCACGUCACCUAAACCUACAACAACUCAGAGUCUGUAUGAUUUCCGAAUAUUUGACAUGAUUCAGCUCACCACCACUCCGCCGAUGCCGAUAACCACACCAUCUCCUGUGCGACAUUCUGCAAAAACACUCGCGAAACUGAUGAAUCUGGUGAAACUUCUCGUUCAUGAACCAUCUACCACAACUACGACCGCUGCACCAACUUCACCCAAUCCAAUCACAGUAGCACCACAAACCAACACGACUACGCCUGUCUCUAAUACCACAAUGAACGCAAACACUAGUGCUCCUGUUUCUUCAAAUACAAAUGCUUUAAAUUCAACGACAGAGGUUCUUGCAAACAUCUCUGUGACGAAGGUUGAUAAAUCUCAGUCUGGGCAAACCAACAUCGAUAAAGUUUCUGUUACCGUAAAUAAAAAAAAAUCAGUGGUCUCCAAACCUUCUCCUGCAGGCAGUGUUGGACAAACACCACGAAAGACAUUGCCCCCGAAUCAAGCACAAAAUUUACAGCAGCAACAACAAAAGAGACUGCCACCAACUCCGCCACAAAAUGUGCAUCGACAACAACAACAAAAUAGAUUGCCUCCGACUGCACCACACAAUUCGCAACAACAACAACAAAAUAGAUUGCCUCCGACUCCACCACAAAAUUCGCAACAGCAGCAACAAAAUAACAGACAACAACAAGAAAGACAAGAACGAGAGCGACUUCAGAGGCAACAAAUGGAAAGAGAAAGACAGGGAUUCCAGAACCGACGUCUUCCACCGACGCCACCGCAAGGACAGCAAGAGAUUCGACAAUCAUCAAACGCUGGUCCGGGGAUCCGUCUACCUCCCACUCUCCCUCAGGACCAACCUCAGAACGAGGGUGGAUUUCACCAAAAUUUCGGUCAUCAAAACACAGGAAAUGCACGGCGAGGUGAAACGCAUUUGAAUCAAGUGGUGCAACCCCGGAUUCAAAAACCUCCAAAACCAGCUCAGAGACCUCAGUCAACGUCGGAAAGAAGUCAUCCCAAUACUGUAAGAAAACAUGGAAUCUUUGAGAUACAAAAUCUCAAGCCAAAUAAUGUGCCCACACAGAAUAUUGGGAAGAAUUCUAAUUUAAAUGGUAGGGGAAUGAACUCUAAACCAAAAUUAACAACAGAUUAUCCAACUCAAGUUCCCCCGAAACUCAUUCCCGAUAACAAUAACUACCCCACACAGGUGCCUCCGAAAAUCCAUCAUUUCGAUAAUAAAAUAGGAUUCCGUCACGAGAGAAUAGCAACUCCGCCGGUUUAUCAGCAUCCACCGAUAGUGACAGAGGCUUACAACACUCGACCCCAUUAUCAACAACCCUAUCCCACAAUGCCGUCCUAUCAACCGCAGCCAAUCACAACAACGGUUCCAAGUGUAAUAUCGACGGCGCCUUACUAUGACAGUUUUCAACAACGUCCGCGUCAACACCAACAACAACAACAACAGCAGGUUGAUUACUAUCAGCCCAACGCUCAACAGAAUUCCCCGGAUUACAAUUACCAGAAUUCAUUCUACGGUGAUGGAGUAACAAACCCCACUGCAACAGAAGGGUUUGGCUUCAGUGCGCAAGCGCAGAAUUCUAGACGCCAGCCAAUCGAAAACACGAUACAAUACAAAGAAUUUAGUAAUGCUCAUCGUAAAGGCUUCAGUAUAUCCGAAGUAUUUGGUAAAAAGAAGUGAUCACGCAUGGAGAAUGAACAUAUUGUUAUUUUAGUUAGAGAAGCUCACGAAAAAAGAGUUUUCUGUUUAGUUUAAUUUAUUGAACUCGCGUGAGAGGGAUAGAAGCGCUUUAAAUUCUAUCACGUGUGCUAAACAGAGAUUGUGAUUGGAUGGGUAAAAACUUUAAUAUUCUGCGUUAGAUCUACAGAAGAGCAAUAAGUUGUGCAACGAGAAAAUUUUAAAACUCACAAACAAUUUAGCAUGUACAUAAUUAUUUUCUCUUCUUAAAAUGUAUAUCCAACACACGAAAAAAGAUACUAUGAAAGUCUUUGGUUUAAUUUCAUUUUUGCUUAAUUUCAUUAUCCCACAUUCUCGUUAUCAACUUACUAAUUUCUUGCACUUUUUAAAAAAAACUCCCUCAUGUCACAAUAUCAGACAUUUCCAUUUUGCCAAUUUCUCGUAUUUUUAAACAAACGAAAUAGAUCCUUUACAAUCAUCAAAAUUAAGGCAAUAGAUGUACAAGUAUACAUCUUCAGUUAAUGCAAAGAAACUGAAAAUCUUACGGCAAGAAAUGACAAGUUGAAAUGUGAUGAUGACGUUUCUAUUAGUUACCUAGAUUUGUUAUACUGCCUUUGUAUGCCUGUAAUUUAUUAUGCCAAUUGUUUCUUGAAACUUUUAUACAAGGAUAUAUAAAGUAUGUUUAACCAGA